This is a messenger RNA of Megalobrama amblycephala (Wuchang bream), 2661 nucleotides long. RefSeq lists its product as uncharacterized. The record is from RefSeq and is a predicted model, not a curated record. The transcript has 2 exons. The coding region runs from base 446 to 1987 and encodes 513 amino acids. Lineage: Eukaryota; Metazoa; Chordata; Actinopteri; Cypriniformes; Xenocyprididae.
CACCAUUUUCCCCCCUUACCUGUUUGCAUCUCUGUUGCUAUUCAUAGUUUUCAUUCAAAUGAUUGGUGUGGAGCCCUGCGGGCAAAUCAUCCAUAUCACUAUAGCCUGUCAGUUUUGUAUCUGUCUCAAACCACAAAUAUUUAAAUGACCUCUCAAAAGAAGAAAAAAAAAGCACCCGACACAGUAGUUUCUUUAUAAUGCUUUUCUAUGGAAAAAAAGCUUAAAGGUAGAGUAAGAGUAGAGUAGCAAACUAGCUUUGAAAUCAUCCAGCCCUCCCUUCAGAGCGUCUCCAAAGCCACGCCUCCACAAGUAUAAUGUCACUGGUUGCCAUCUCUUAAUUAUAGUAGUUAUGGCAUGAAUGCAGCAUAAGCUUUUUGUUUUGGUUUGGGAGAAACUGUAAAAUGGCUACUAUUUGUUUGUUCUGUCUACAACUCUUCAUAGCCUUAUGUUUGCAUUAAUGACAUGUGAUGUCUGCCCAGCAGCGUGCGCGGAGGCAGGGAAAUGUGAUGUGAAAUAUAACCGACUGGAGAGUGAAUCAGAAACAAAGGCUUUUAACAAGAUGGUCUGUGGACUGAAGAUCUUUUAUUUUUCUGCCAUUUUAUUUGUGUUUUUCUUAAUCAUCUUCAUUUAUGUGCAAGAUGACUCUAAAAUAUCUAAUGCCAAACUUAAAGCACCUAAUGCCAAACCUAUCAUGCAAAAAAAAAAUGAGCUUGAAGACUCUGACCUGCCAAAUCCUCCUCCAAGCACACAUUUACCAUCCGUCCAAACACCACACGUCGAUCACACAUCCACUAGUCCUCCGGCUCCAAAAGCGUGUGGUGUUCAAGUGAAGGACGGUCCUGUGAUUAAAGUCGGGAACCUUCACACAUAUGUGACUGGCUCUUAUAUGGAUUAUCGCUUUGGAGAGAAACAGAUAAAGACAAUUGCCAUCGUUCUCCGUGAAGAGCAGGUGAAAUACAGCUGUGUGAUGUGCUGUGAUGGGAGGAACGUGACCUCACCAGCGGAAUACACAAUUCAUUCUGACCACUUUGGUUUUGAGUACGGCACCGCUACCAUCACGUGUCACAUCAAUAGCCCGUGUUCGAUACCAACGCAUGUUGCAAUAACAGCCAGAGAGAUCUCGGAGAGAAUAACAUCCUUCCUACCCGUUAGAAACAGAGAUGUUCCAGCAGUCUUCCCAUAUGAAUUUACAAUCUGCAUCUCUGUCAUGUAUGACUACAAGAAUGUGUUGAAUUUAGUCGAGUCAAUGGAGAUGUUCAGACUGCUUGGUGCUCAAAGGGUGGCGAUAUAUAAAACCAACUGUGAUUCAAACACACAGAAGGUUCUGGACUACUAUGUGAAAAGAGGUUUUGUAGAGAUCAUCCCAUGGACCAUUAAAAAUCACAUCAAAGUGUCAAGUGGCUGGAGGAAAGAUUUAUCUUCAGGUGAACUGCAUUACUAUGGGCAAAUUCCUGCACUUAAUGACUGUAUUUAUCGUUACAUGUACCAAAGUCACUAUGUGGCUCUACAAGACCUAGAUGAGCUCAUUCUGCCUCUCAAGGUGAAAACCUGGCCGGAGCUGUUGCCUGAGCUUGAGAAGAUGUACGGCACUACUGUGGGCUUUGAGUUUGAGAAUAAUGCUUUCCCUUUCACUGCAAAAGCUCAUACGGAUUACGAGCAAGACAAAUGGAAAAAUGUAACGGGAUGGAAUAUUUUAAAUUAUAUAGAGCGAAUACCCAAUGACCCCACAGCUUUCAACAAUUACAAGAUUAUAGUAAGUCCUCGGCUAACUCUGAAGGCUACUGUACAUGGCCUACUGGAAACUGUGAAUCCUGGAUCCACCACAAUAAGGGUGAGCAACUCCAUCGCUCGCAUGUACCACUCGAAAUACAUUGAUAUCACCCCAAACGCAAACCUUAUAAGAGAUGAUCAUCUGUGGGACUAUGCCACAGAUCUUAUACCUGCUGUUUCUAAAGUUCUACAGGACUGUGGAUUCACUGAGGCCUAAAUGAUUGUCGUGAUGUACUGUCUGUCACUGGUUUCAAGUCAGUAAAUAAUGAAUAAUAGCUCAGGGCUUUAAGGAAUUCUGUUGGGAAAAGUAUUGACUUUUUUGUAUCAGUCAGUGAAAGCCAAACAAAUAACAAAUAACAAGUCAAGAACAUUGUUGGAGAUAAUGUGAAACAAUAAUAAUGACUGAUCAUUAGCGUACUUUCUGGGGUUUGCCUUCUUAUAAAAUAAUUGUGUGAAGAAAUAGUCAAUUAUUGAAGAUACAGGUUAUAUUUUAUACCUUGGAUAUUUACCCAAUUGAAUAACUUUUAAAUAGGCUACUGAGGAUUGUAUAUUCUUAGAGUAAAAGUCCAACUUUACAUCUCACAUUGUGAUAUCUCACAAAGUCAAUCUAUAUCUCAUAAUGACAACUUUGUUCUCUAAAAUUGUGACUACUUUUGUGAAAAAGUGUACUUAAUUGCAUUUGUGAAAAAGAAGUGUACUUAAAGGUGCAAUAUGUACGAUUUUUGCAGUAAAAUAUCCAAAAAACCACUAGGCCAGUGGUUUAUCCCGAUUGUUUCCACUGGCCAUUGAGCUGAAGACCACAAGCCUUUGAUUUGAAUAGGCCUCUAGUGACCUCUAGCGGAGAGAAAUCCUACAUAUUGUACCUGUAAUAUGGAUCCGAGGUACACCUAA